Molecule: messenger RNA, 1599 nt
Organism: Dictyostelium discoideum AX4
Lineage: Eukaryota; Evosea; Eumycetozoa; Dictyosteliales; Dictyosteliaceae
Exons: 1
Coding region: 1-1599 (532 amino acids)
Source: RefSeq, a predicted model, not a curated record
AUGAUAAAUGAAGUUUUAUUAAAAAAAUAUAUUGGUGAAGAAAAUUUUAAAAGUGGUUGUAUAAGACCAAAUAAAUAUAAAGAUUCAAUUAAAUAUGCUGAUGAUUUAAUUGAAUUUAUUAAUAAAUAUUCAUUUCUUUAUGAAAAUAGGUCAUUGGAUUUCUUUAGAGAUAAUAUAUGGUCAAGAUUAAUACCAGAAGAGUGGAAACAACCAUUAUUAGAUUUAACAGAUGAUGAAUGUGUUGAAUUUCAUUCUGGAACUGUAAUAAAAGGUGAAUGGCCAAUUUCAUUAAAAUCAUUUAUAACAGAUGCUAUUGAAUUAUGGAUUCCAAAAAAUGUUUAUUUACCAGAUGAUCAAUGGAUAUUACAAGAUACUAAAAAAGAUUUUAAUUUAGAUUCUCUUUUCUUGGGUAUGUCUGAAAAAAAGAUUCAUGAAAUUCUUAGAAUGUCUGAAUUUGUAAAUAUGAUUGCCAAACAAUUAAAUCCAAAUGAAAUUGUUGAUAUAGGUGCUGGUGAAGCUUAUUUAACUCAAAUUCUAAAUCAUCAAUUCAAUCAUAGUAUGACUGCAAUUGAUUGUUCUGAAUCAUUUAUUGAAGGUGCAAUUAAAAGGCAAUCAUUAAUUGAAAAUCAAAGAAUUAAAAAAGAAUUAAAACAACAAAAAGAAACAACAUCAACAACUGAAAUUAUAAAUAAUAAAUUAAAAUUAAAUAAUAUUGAAAACAAUUUAAAUGAAAUUAAAAAAAUUAAAGAAAUUGAAAAAAAAGAAAUUAUGAAUAAAUUAAAUUUAAAAUCAACAAAUAUGUGUGUUACAACGAUUUCAACUGAUAUGAAAAAUGAUGACUUUUUAAAUAUAUUAAAUAGAAAUGAUUCAACUAAAAACUAUGAAUCAAUAAUGUUAAUUGGUUUACAUACUUGUGGUAUUUUACCACCAACAAUGAUUAAAAACUAUUUACAAUGUUCAAAUAUUGAUUCAAUUAUUGAUGUUGGUUGUUGUUAUUAUAAAAUCGAUACAGAUUCUAAUCAUGAAUUUAUGUCUGAUCAUUGUAUUAAAAAAAAUUUAAAACUUGGUCCUGCACCUUUAAAAUUAUCUUGUGAAGCAAGUGAUUCAAGCCAAAAAGAUUUAGAAAGUUUUAAAUACAGCAGUAGAAUUCAUUAUUAUAGAGUAAUUUUAGAAGAUUGGAUUUUAAAUGAAAUCAAUAAAUCUAAUAAUAAUUUAAUUAAAUCUCAUGAUUUUACAAUUAGAAAUAUUUCAAAAAAUCAAUCAAAAGAUUAUAAAUCCUAUUAUAAUGCUGCAUUAAUUAGAAUGAAAAGGCAACAAAAUGAACAAUCAAUUCAUUUAGAUUUUAAAUUACCAGAAACUUGUCAACCAAUAAUUUCAUAUUUUGAACAACAAAAUCAAAAACAACAAGAAAAACAAAUUACCACUUUUUUAUUACUUCGUAGUUUAUUAGCACCAGUAUUAGAAUCUAUAAUAGUUUUGGAUCGUUUUCUUUAUCUAAAUCAAUUUUCUUCAACUACUCAAUCUUUUAUUAUUCCAAUUUUUAAUAAAUUAAUUUCACCAAGAAAUUUAAUAAUUUUAAGUUUUAAAAAUAAAAAAUAA